GUUUCCUUCAGUCGCGAUGCGUCCGUCGUAGAGGGCGUACAUCUCGUUGCUCCGCAGCUCUUUGAUUCGGUUAAUGGUAUCUCGAAUUAAACGUUUUCGUAAACAGGUCAGAGAGGGUUGCAACGGCUUAGUGUUAAUAUUGUGCCUAUUUGUUUUUUAAAAUUCAGAGGAAUUAAACUUUUUGAAAACUUAGUUGAGUGAUUGUGUUUUGUUUUGAAAGAAUUUACGCGUGACUUCGACGAUUUCUUGAAGAUCAAACCAAAGUGAUGCGGUUAAACAGUGUCAGUGUAGUGUAGUGAGUUCAAAUGUCACAACAUGGGUUGCACGCCUAGCAUGCUGCUUGACCAUAAGAGGAGACGUCGUGAUAGCACGGGCUCGCAGGAAGCUGCGCUUGCUAAAGUCGCGCCUACGCCCGUUUGCAACAAGGCUGUGCAGGCGGCUCGUGCGCCUAGAGCCUCGCUGGAGUCCGACGGCUUCAGCAUACAACUAUCAAGCAAGAAGGACAGCUAUGUUUCUCAAAUGGGAAAUAACUUUGCAACUCAGUUACACAUAAAAAGGAUAUCUGGAAGUUCGAGUGGAUCGCCAGGAGCGCGCGCCGGUCGCCGCUCUUCUCUCGCACUCACACCGGAAGAUGAGCCCUUAGUCGACGUAGCUAACAGAUCUCCUCCGCCGUCGUACAUCCCCUCGGCCCUCUUCUACGCGCCGCCGGAGCCGCUUGAGUUACUAUGCGUGUUCCCGGAGCGUGGGUCGCGUGUGUGCGCGGCGGCGUGCGCGGCGGCGGCUAGGGCGGGCGGCGAAGCACGCGCGGUGCGUGGGGCGCGGGAAGCGCUCGAUGCGUUCAGGCGCGACGCGGACGCGCGUCUGCCUCACGUCGUGGUAGUAGACGCGCGUCAACCGCAGACUCUCGACGCUACUAUGUUAGCUAGAACUAUCAGAGGAAUAAAGAACACUCAACAUAUAGUACUUGUAGCUGUUGUGAAGAAAAGUGUUUACCUCAAAGACGACUUCGCAGUUCUGCAAUACCUGGAAGCAGGCUUCAACCGGGUGAUGGUGGAGACAGUAGGUAGUACGGCAUGGUGCGGCGAGAUUCUACAAGCACGUGCCGCGGCAGCAACAUCGCGUGCGCAGGUCGCCGCGGUCGCCGCCCUCGCUGCUGCUGCAGACCGCUGCCGGGACCUAGUUGCUGUUACUGACGACCAGCAGAGGAUUCUUUUGACAAACAAGUCAUGGGGCCGUAUGCUGGGGUGGCGCGGCGACGAAGCUCCGCGCCCUCUGGCGGAGACGGUGGGCGGAGAGGCGCUGCGGCUUGCGGCAAGCGGCGCGCGCGACUGGGAGGCGCCCGUCAUGCUGCGCCGCCGCGCUGCGCCAGACCCCAUCCUGCUGCCCUGCCGCGGCGCAUCCGUCGCACUGGCUAGGAGCACAUCUCACGUGGUGUUCGUGUGCGAGCCUGGCGGCGGGGAGGGCGAGCGCGCGCGCGGCUCCCUGCACUCCAUCAGGCGGGGCUCGCUGGACGUGCGCUCCGUCGCCUCCGACGGGCUGCGGAGAACAUCUCUAGCCAAGCUGCAGGGACUUCCACUAGAAGCUCCCAUCACUAAGGUGAUAUCAUUACUAUCGGCGGCGACAGAGGGCGCUCCGCCCUCCACUGUCGCCUGCAUUGAACGCGCCGUCGACAUGCUGCGGACCUCGGAGCUGUACUCGCCGCAGAUGAAGGAGGACCCCAAGCUGAGGGCAGAGGACCCAAUCGCGACCGACCUCAUUGGAGCACUGCUCUCGCAAGGGCCGACUAACGUCCUGUCUUCGCGGCGAAGCAGCAAUGACUCCACAGUUGUCAGGUCUCAGACGAACAGAACUAACAUCAAACACAAAACUUCGGGUCAGCUACGCGAGCUGCUAGAUACAGCUUUAAGCUGGGAGUUCGAGAUCUUCCGUCUAGAGGACCUGACUCGCGGGAGGCCGCUGGCGCACCUCGGGCUGGCGCUGCUGGGCGGACGCUUCGACGUGUGUGCCGCGCUGGAGUGCGACGAGCGCACGUUGCUGCACUGGCUUACCGUCAUCGAGACAAACUACCACGCGGUUAAUACCUACCACAACUCUACGCACGCCGCCGAUGUGCUUCAGGCCGUAGCAUACUUCCUGGAGAAGGACCGACUGAAGACACUGCUGGAGCCGCUGGAGGCGGCGGCGGCGCUGAUUGCCGCAGCGGCGCACGACAUCGACCACCCCGGCACCUCCUCGGCUUUCCUCUGCAACGCGCGACAUCCCCUCGCUAUACUCUACAAUGACAUUUGCGUGCUCGAAUCCCACCACGCCGCGCUCACAUUCAAACUCACACUCAACGAUGACCGUGUGAACAUCUUCAAGAAUCUCGACCGCGACACUUACAAGACGGUCCGUCACAACGUCGUCGACAUGGUGCUGGCCACCGAGAUGACGAAGCACUUCGAGCACCUCGCCAAGUUCGUCAACGUCUUCUACGCCAAGUCCAGCGGCAGCAAGGAGGACGGCAUGCACACCGACGAACCUCUGUCUCUGGACACGACAGCUCUGUCUCUUCCUGAAAACGUGAUCCUGGUUAAGCGAAUGAUGAUAAAGUGCGCUGACGUGUCCAAUGCAUCACGACCCCAGAAGUUCGCAUUUGAAUGGGCAAGAAGGAUCGCGGAGGAGUACUUCCUGCAGACGGAGGAGGAGAAGGCGCGCGCGCUGCCGGUGGUAAUGCCGAUGUUCGACCGCGCCUCCUGCUCCGUGCCGCGUUCGCAGAUCGGCUUCAUCGACUACAUCAUUAUUGACAUGAUGGAGGCUUGGGCUGCAUUCAUUGACAUGCCGGAGUUGGUGAACCACGCGCGCAAUAACCACACGCGCUGGCGGGAGCUGGACGAGGCCGGAAUCAGCUCGCUGGCGGAUGUGAAGCGAGCCAUGCGCCAGCAGGCCAUACAAGCCCCGCCUACCUCCACCUCAGAGCCCACCGCAGAGGAGUGAGCGAGCAAUGGAUGCGGCAAAGCGAAACACUCGCAAGUGAGCGAUGAAUCAAUGUAGUACAGUGUACAGUCGCAUGGUACGAGAGGGACGGUCACGCUCGAAAUCAUACACAAAGUACAGUCGCGUACGAAAAGUUUAUAAUAAAAUUGUAAAAUCGCUAUUUAUUUCGGGAGUAACAUGCGACUAAAAACUGUUUUCCGAGAGCAGCAUAUUCGUGCACAAUAGAAUUGAUGUGCGGUAUCCAGCGGGCAAAAGUUAGUAAGUCGAAAAAACGUAGCAUUCUCUUUCAAGUCUUUAUUAUUGGAUGUAUAUUUGAUAAGUUAAUGGAUACCUUUGGAAUAAUGUUGAACUGCUUUAUGUGUAAUAUUACUUUGGAAUUAUCUAAUAUAUGUACGUAAGACAAACGUAAACUGCAUUGUGCCACGAAUAGUUUUGAUGUAAGUUAGCACUUUGAUAAUUGAUUUUCGAUGUGACACUGUUCUAAAUGUUUUUUAUCUCAUAUUUAAAACUAUUUCUACAACCGAAACACCUGUACAAAAAUAUGUUGUCUCUCUUUGAGAACAGGGAUAAUGAUGUUCUUGUAAAUGUGUUUCGGAAGUGGAAACGAAGCUCUAGAGAGCAGGAUUGAGAUGUAUGAUGGACAAAGAGCACGGUACGCAUUUGGUGUCAACGUAAAAAGUCUGAAUUGGAUCAUAGGCACGCUCGUUGCCUGACGGAUGUGUCCGAAAAUACGCUUAUUUUAUACUACUUAUAACCAUAGUAUAAGUAACAGUAAAUUCUAUCAAUGUUAUCUACAUAUUCAUAUAGUAUUAGGAUAAUAAAUAUUCUAUAUAUGUAUUUUUCAUAAUUCUGUCAUAUUGUAAGUAGGUUCAUUGAUUAAUUUUGCGUAGUAUGGAUUGAAGGCUACUAUGCCUUGGAGACGGGUAAUUAUUUUGUGUAGUUAAAGUAUAUUUGUUUUGGUUCGUGUCCGUGAUUAGAGUGCCAUAGAUGUAACGUCAGCCAGCAAAGCGGCAGAGAUUGUCUCUGGUCGCACGCCAUGACAUAACUAUUUAUUAACUGUCUUAUCAAUCGCAGUAAUAGACAUAGUCCUUCUUUUUCCUAACUGAAUUGGUCCACUUUACACUUGAGCUUUCAGAGAAUUCCUAUUUUUUAUAAUAACUUUUAUAAUACCUAUUUACCGACUAUUUCGGCAACUUCAUAUCAAAAUUUCCAGUUUUUGAACGAUUUAAAAAAUUUUCUCCGACGUAGUAUUUGUUACUUAGUUUUAUUUUAACGUUCCUUUCUGAAGAAUUUUAAAAUUUGAUACCCAAAAGUUAUAUGUUUAUAUAUCUGGUAAUCUAGGCUACCUAUUUACUAAUCGCUUCAACACUACGUAUUUAAUAAUUUAUUGUAUUAAUAAGGUAAAUGAUACGUCUAUAAAUCCCGCUACAUACGCUCAGUUUUAACUGUUCACUUCAACUGACAGUUAGGACUGAACAGUUGGAUCGAAAAGUUAAAACUGUCAAUUAAAGUUGAGCGGAUGUAGACUUUAGAUUUAUUAAGGUUGACAUUUAUUCGUCUUUAUGACGCUGGUACAUAUAAGUAAUCUGUAAUGAUGUAGAACGUAAAAAUUUAUUGAAUUUUUUAAUACGCUUUCUUGUGCUCAAUGUCUAAAAACGGUCUAAAAUUGAAAAAAAAAAUGAUUCUUCAAUGUAUACUUUAUUAUACCUAUACAUCUAUCAAUAUAUUUAUGAUAAAUUUAUUAUUAAGUAUGUUAUUGUAGAUCGGUGUGUUCAAUCUCAUAUUUUUAAAACGUAUAACCAAAACGCACUUACUAUUUGUGUAGCUGACUGUACAUGUAUUUAAUGAUACUGCUGAAUAGCUCAAUUUACGUAUGUUUAAAAAUAGAUUUGAAAUUAUUAUAUAGCACAAAGAACAUAUAACUACUUCGAAAUGGAAAUUCUAAGCUAUUUAUGUUUUUAUUUAUAUAUUAAAUAUGUUAAGAUGGUAGUGUGUGACGGGGGCUGGUCCCCAUAUUUAUUUGUGGAAUAAAUAUAUUGUUAUGGAUUACGCAUUAAUAUUGCGUUUUAUGAGUACCAACUAAUAAAUGUUUUAUUGAAACUAAAUAUUUUUAAAACUUUGUAUAAAAAUAUUCGUCUACAAGUAUCGGUUUAAGUCUCAAAUAAAAUUAACACUGACACUUAAUUGGUUUAUAAAAAAAACAAAAGCUGAGCAAACGUAAAAAUUAUACUUUUAUUUUAAAGUUGUAUAAAUUUUCUAUACUUUUUAAUGACCUAAAAACAGGUAAAAACAGAUUUUUAAUUUCAAAACUGCUAUAACAUUUUGAUAAGUUUUUUUUUUCAUCUAUUUGAUAAAUUACAAGAGACUUAAAGCGAUAGAUAUAUUUUAAUCUGUAGUUUUCCAUUGAAAUAUUUUAUUAAUGUGUAAGAGUUGUUUAUUGCUUCAACUGUGUAAUAAUGUGCGUAACCUAAACAAAAAAAAUCAAUCAAACCACGUAUAAUCAUAUAUCUACAUUAAUAGGUAAUGUAUUGAAUCCUUCGUAAAGAAAUUAUUUGCAAUUAAAUCAAUAAACAACUGGAAAGCAUUUUUAAUGAAUGUCUGUAUUCGAAAUAAUAAAAUUGACAUUGUUAAGUGUUGUAAAUAAAGAAAUACUUAAAAC
This is a messenger RNA of Papilio polytes (common Mormon), 5635 nucleotides long. RefSeq names its product high affinity cAMP-specific and IBMX-insensitive 3',5'-cyclic phosphodiesterase 8A (gene Pde8). Lineage: Eukaryota; Metazoa; Arthropoda; Insecta; Lepidoptera; Papilionidae. The transcript has 18 exons. The record is from RefSeq and is a predicted model, not a curated record. Gene Ontology annotation, molecular function: 3',5'-cyclic-nucleotide phosphodiesterase activity. The coding region runs from base 316 to 2976 and encodes 886 amino acids. Gene Ontology annotation, biological process: positive regulation of ERK1 and ERK2 cascade; signal transduction.